Fonsecaea nubica is the source of this 870-nucleotide messenger RNA. RefSeq lists its product as hypothetical. The transcript has a single exon. Bases 1 to 870 code for a protein of 289 amino acids. NCBI's taxonomy places the organism in Eukaryota, Fungi, Ascomycota, Eurotiomycetes, Chaetothyriales, Herpotrichiellaceae. The record is from RefSeq and is a predicted model, not a curated record.
AUGACUCCUGUCGCCUGGAACUUGCCAAUGGGCACUCUUCUCGGGGCUGCGGUAGGCAGGAUCUUACUCCAGACAGACCUACGCCGUGCUGACAUAGAAAAGGACCCGGGAUCGGACGUCUACAAAAAUCUUCACCAUUUUGCGGACAACCUGUCCAUCAAACACAGAAUUCAUGAGGAUCAGGCUGCGCCAAGUGCUCAAACCCGUUCAACAAAAGAUGUUACGAGUGAAAAGCUGCUCGAUGCUGACGACAGAAAAUGGCUGCAAAGACAGAUUGACAUGCGGUCAGAGAGCAUUCUCGAUUACAGCACAGAGGUUGAGAAACUGGAGAAACAGCUCCAAGAAGAGAUCAAGAUGUCUGCUGAUCUCUUCGAAGACCUGAGCCGGGUGACCAAUGCGCUGGAUGCCAGCAUCGCGGCGAAGAAUGGACCUGCGGACGGACCCGGCGAUUCGACCACAGACCUCAGGCUCCUGCCUGACGCGACAAGACUUCAGGUCUUUCAUCACAUGCUAGAUUUAUCUCUUACCAGAAAAGUCCUCCAAGAGAAAGCGGCAAUUGGCAAGCAGGCCAUCUCCUUCCACACAAAACUAAAGGAUUUGCUGUGGCAGUCUAGAAGUUUGGUGGUGGCGAAAGGCCGCCGGUUGGGGAUUGACGUCGGGGCGGGUCCCUUCAGGAACCCCAUGUCGAGGCUCAAGAUAGAAAUGAAGGAGCAGGGAGACGAUCAAGUUGCAGGGGCCUUGGAGCUACAGGAACAGCUGUACCACUUGAAUGUGUCAUGUGGCCUCGAAUGCAGGUGUUGGCCGGAGGCUGAGAUUCCGUCACCAGCGCCCGUGUCGGGAGCCAGGCAGACAGGGCGUGGAGACAACUGA